UGUCACUCUUGCAUUCUUAAUACUAAAAUCUCCCUACUACUCUGCUCUGUCCCUCCGCCCUGUCUGUUUCUCUCUCUGAACCCACCCCCAAACCUUUCUUUCCUUUAGACUCUUCUCCGCUGUUGAGCGAAUGUCGGAACAAUAAUCCCCGCUAUAUUUAAAACCCUCUCCCUAAACCCACAAUUUUAACGCCAAAAAGUUCAAUACUCAAGAUACCCAACACACACACAGAGACCGCCAAUAGAGAGGAAUGGGGGGUUGUGCUAGCAAAUCUAAGGUUUUGAAGGGGGACGCCGGCGAUGCUCCGCUGCCCGAGCCGGCUCCGGCGAAGGAGGACUCCGCCCCAGCCGCCGUGUCCGAGGCCAAGGAGGUUUCUGUUGUUCAAGAAGUAGUAGAAGAGAAGAAGGUGGAGGGAGGUGAGUACAAGGACAAGGAGAUUGUUGAUGAUGAUGACGACAAGGGGGACGAGCAUUCCGGCAAGCGCCGUUCUCUCAGUCUCUUGUUCAAGGAGAAUGAAGAAGGGAAGGUCUUGACAGAAGAUAGCAAGACACCAUCAGAGCCCAUACAGCAAGAAGAGAUGGCAAAGGCUGAAGAAGCUACUGGGGAAGCUGAGACAAAGCUCCCUGAAGCUGAUGAUAAGACGCCAUCAAAGCCACUAGAGGAAGGGCCAACUAAUGCACCGAAAAAAGCUACCAAGGAAUCUGAGACAAAGGUCCUAGAAGCUGUUAAGACACCUUCAAAGCCACUAAAGGAGGAAGAGACAAUGGCACCUGAAAAAGCUACUGAGGAAUCCAAGACAAAGCUCCUAGAAGCUGAAAAUCCUAAAACUCCUGCGGAAGGGGCCCCUGUACUCAUCCCUCUUUCUCCCCCGGUGGUUGUUGAUGCUCCCAAGAAAGUUGAAACAAAGGUUGCAGUGGAACCUGCACCACCUGCAGAAACUCCUGCGGAACGGGCCCCUGUAUCCGUCCCUCUUUCUCCCCCUGAUGCUCCCAAGAAAGUUGAAACAGAGGUUGCGGUGGAACCUGCACCACCUGCAGAAACCCCAAAAGUCGAAACAUCAGCAGAGAUGAAAUCGAAGGAAGAAGGAAAGGAAAAACCUGCUGAGGUGAAAGUGUGACAAAAGUAAGUGGCUUCCAAGGUGGAUCCUUAAAGAGGAAAAAUCCCAUCUUACCUCUUUCUUCUAUCAAGGGAAAAAACUGCUGAAGAGGUGUUUGCUGAAGAAGAGUAGAGAUUGGACAAAUGUGAAUGGGUUGUUGGCAAUUGUAAUGGGAGGACUUGUUUCUAUUGUUUAGUCCAUGUCAAUUCUGUUUUUUAUCUGGGUUUGUUUCAUACAUACAUACAUACAUAUAUAUUCUGAGUUCAUGUGGACAUAUGGGAUUGUUAAUUUUUUUUUUUAUUAAUUCUAUGAUCAUUUAUUAUUUUGUCUUUA
This is a messenger RNA of Malania oleifera, 1429 nucleotides long. Its product is annotated as fruit protein pKIWI501-like. The record is from RefSeq and is a predicted model, not a curated record. Bases 251 to 1117 code for a protein of 288 amino acids. NCBI's taxonomy places the organism in Eukaryota, Viridiplantae, Streptophyta, Magnoliopsida, Santalales, Ximeniaceae. The transcript is spliced from 2 exons.